This is a messenger RNA of Drosophila yakuba, 966 nucleotides long. RefSeq names its product transcription factor 15. The transcript has 3 exons. Gene Ontology annotation, biological process: developmental process; regulation of transcription by RNA polymerase II. The coding region runs from base 39 to 494 and encodes 151 amino acids. Lineage: Eukaryota; Metazoa; Arthropoda; Insecta; Diptera; Drosophilidae. The record is from RefSeq and is a predicted model, not a curated record. Gene Ontology annotation, molecular function: RNA polymerase II transcription regulatory region sequence-specific DNA binding; protein dimerization activity; DNA-binding transcription factor activity, RNA polymerase II-specific.
AGUCCGUUCAGUUGCUCGCCAAUCGCCGCGGCUAACGGAUGGCGGUCUCAUCGUCCUCGUCCUCAUCGUUUUCCAACUACUUGAUGGCGGUAUUUGCCCAGGAUAGCAAUAGUAGCGGCAGUGCCAGCGGCAGUGGAGCAGCCGCCGACUCGGAGGACUCCCAAAUUGGUCAGGAGGCCACUUCUGGGGGGCAGGAGAAUCAGGGGAACCACAGGCGGCGGCCGCCGCGCCAGAAGAUCAAUGCCAGGGAGCGCUACAGGACUUUUAAUGUUAAUUCCGCCUACGAAGCGUUAAGAAAUUUAAUACCCACGGAGCCCAUGAAUCGCAAGCUUUCGAAGAUCGAGAUCAUCCGCCUGGCCAGCAGCUAUAUAACGCACCUAAGUAGCACCCUAGAAACAGGAACUGAAUGCCAGCCAUGCUUGCUGCACAAGUACGAGAGCGAAGGAGUAACUAGGCGUAUCAGUAUCUGCACCUUCUGCCUAAAAACCAAGUGAAAUUAUAAAUGAGCUGGUUAUAUUUAAGAAUUUUGUUCUUAUUCGUCGUAUCUGUUGCAUUUAAACAAUAUUUUAUAACUUUUAUAUUGAGCGCCCAGUCGUAGCGCCACCUAUGCUCAUUUGCUGGAACUAAAUGUAUUCAAACGUGAACUGCUUGCCGUGGCAGAACUGCUUUCCUAAACUGUUGUAUUUCCCAACAUUUCGAUCUCUUAAUUAUAACAUACAAAUAAAUUUAAUGUUUAUAAAAGCGAUUUUAAAGUGUCUGUAGUUGUACUCUGUAUUGAAAAAGAAUUUGAGUAGUUUUCCAACACAACACAAAUAAUUCUACAUUUGUCGAUAAAGUGUCGCCAUCUGCUCGGAUGUUUUCUACAACUGCACCACUUGCGCUGAUUAGAGAUGACGAACGUACUCUAAAACAGAUAUAUACAUAUUUAAUAAAAGAAGUGAAUGAAACGCGCUUGAAUCAAUGUAA